GUGGGGCAAGCUUAGGAAAGACCUCGCAUUAACAACAGAGAAAAGCAUCAGAGCCAAAGUUAAUGAGAAAGAGACAAAUUAAUACACAGGCAUGACAAUGUAAUUGGGUGGAAGACAUUUCAGGUCACCUUGCUGAAGGGGUGUCUCCUCUGGAAGAUACGGGCUGUGAUCCUGAACUCUAUAUAAGAUGGCCAAGAGCUGAUCUGCUCCAGAUUGUGCUCCUGAAGCUCAGCACUCCUGCUCCUCGCCCAGGUUGCCUCAAUUUUGUAGGGAGAUGGCCCAGCUGCAGGAAAACAUCAAUGGCAUCAUUGCUGCUUUCUACGUGUGUGCCAGAAGUGACAGCAGCUGCAGGCCCCUGAACAGGGAGAAGCUGAGGCAGCUCUUUGAGCAGGAGCUUGGGGACACAACAGAGAACCCCCAGGACCCCCAAGCUGUCAAGAAGGUUAUGUGCUUCCUGGAUAAUGAUAGCAACUGCAGGGUUGACUUCAGCGAGUUGCUCAGCCUGGUUUUCCGUGUGGCCAAGGCUUAUUACAAGCCACUCCAGCAGCACCAGGCACCAGAAGAUGGUCAAGAGGUGACAGCACAAGAGAAGGCAAGUGGGGAGCAGCCAUUGGAGCCAUGCACAGCCCAUCGUAACUGGCAGGUCCCUGAGCAGGGUGUUGGCAAUCACGUUGAGGACACUGAGACACAGGACCCAGACAACCAUCAGACCCAGGAAGGUGAGAUGUCAAAGCAGGACCAGGAUACCCAUGAAACCCAGGAAGGUGAGACACCAGAGCAGGACCAUGGCACCCAGCAGACCCAGGAGGCUGAGCCACCAGAACAGGACUAUGACACCCAUCAAGGCCAGGAAGGUGAGACAUCAAAGCAGGACCACGACACCCAUCAAGCCCAGGAGAGUGAGACAUCAAAGCAGGACCACGACACCCAUCAAGCCCAGGAGAGUGAGAUAUCAAAGCAGGACCAGGCAACCCAUCAAACCGAGGAGGGUGAGACACCAGAGCAGGACAAGGACACCCAGCCGGAUGAUGGGACUGGAGCACCAGAAAGGGAUCCAGAGAGAAGUGAAAUCCUGGACACCUCAACCCCAGAGCAAGACAGAAAUACCUAUAAGGCUGAAGAUACUGAGACACCAAACCAGGACCCCAAAAUCCACCAGGCCCAAGAAACUGAGGCACCAGCACAGAGUUCAAACCACUCUCAGAGUCCAAAGACAGAGUCCGCAGAGCAGGACCCAGCUUACCAUCAGCACCCUGAGCCCAAAGUGCUGGGGCAGGAACACAGUGGGGUAGGUGAUCCAUCUUGUCCAGCACAACAGCAACACAAUGCUCAUCAGCAAAAACAACCUGCUAUAGAGCAACAGCUCCUGGAAUCUCUGUAUCAGUGGCCACCAGAGCAGUAAAGGCUGAAACAAGCCUCCUUCUAAGUGAGGCUGUUGCUCCCUGCAAGGAGGUAAACUUUGCCCAAUCCCACCCUGGUUUUCUCAUUUCUGCUUGUCACAUCUUGUCCAAUUCCAUGUUAGCCCUGAGCUUCCCUACCUAGUGUGUACUGAGCUAUGCAUGAUGAGACCUUCCCUCUUACCCUGUGUUAGGCUA
Messenger RNA from Strigops habroptila (Kakapo), 1595 nucleotides. Its product is annotated as repetin-like. The record is from RefSeq and is a predicted model, not a curated record. Gene Ontology annotation, biological process: regulation of phosphatidylinositol 3-kinase/protein kinase B signal transduction; cellular response to cytokine stimulus; positive regulation of cell cycle G1/S phase transition. Lineage: Eukaryota; Metazoa; Chordata; Aves; Psittaciformes; Psittacidae. The transcript has 3 exons. Gene Ontology annotation, molecular function: transition metal ion binding. Gene Ontology annotation, cellular component: cytoplasm. The coding region runs from base 275 to 1402 and encodes 375 amino acids.